GCUGAGGCGACGGCGGCGCUGGGCGGGAUGGAGUGAGGGGGCGAGCGGCGGAGAGAGCGCAGCCCACCGAGUCCCGGCCCCCUCCCCCUUUCCUCUCUCUGGCCCGGGUCUAUGCGGCCCCCCAGAGACCAUGGGAUCCAGGAUCAAACAAAAUCCGGACACUACCUUUGAAGUGUACGCAGAAGUCACCUACUCAGGAAUCAGUUGCGUUGGGAAAGAUCCUGAGGUGCGGAGGCAAUUCCCAGAGGGCUACAGUGACCAGGAAGUUCUACAGACUUUGACCAAGUUUUGUUUCCCCUUCUAUGUGGACAGCCAUGCAGUUAACCAAGUUGGGCAGAACUUUACAUUUGUGCUUACAGACAUUGACAGCAAACAGAGGUUUGGAUUCUGUCGCUUAUCUUCUGGGGCCAAGAGCUGCUUCUGUAUCUUAAGUUACCUCCCAUGGUUUGAAGUCUUCUAUAAGCUGCUCAAUGUCUUGGCAGAUUAUUCAGCAAAAGGACAGGAUAGUCAAAGGAGCGAGCUCCUAGAAACAUUUCAUAAACUUGCCAUCCCUGAGCCAGGAACCUCUGUUCAUCUUGGAGUGCACUCUUACUUUACUGUGCCUGACACCAGAGAGCUUCCGAGUAUACCUGAAAAUAGAAAUCUGACAGAGUAUUUUGUAGCAGUUGAUGUCAACAACAUGCUGCACCUCUAUGCCAGUAUGCUGUAUGAACGCCGCAUCCUCAUUUGUUGUAGUAAGCUGAGCACUUUAACUGCCUGCAUUCAUGGGUCUGCAGCUAUGCUCUACCCGAUGUUCUGGCAGCAUGUUUACAUUCCUGUUCUGCCCCCACAUCUAUUGGACUACUGCUGUGCCCCAAUGCCCUACCUCAUUGGAAUACAUUUAAGUUUGAUGGAGAAAGUAAGAAACAUGGCCCUGGAAGAUGUAGUGAUUCUUAACGUAGACACCAACACACUGGAAACCCCUUUUGAUGACCUUCAGAGUCUUCCUAACGAUGUGGUUUCUUCACUGAAGAGCAGAUUGAAGAAAGUCUCUACAACCACUGGAGAUGGUGUUGCGAGAGCGUUUCUCAAAGCACAGGCAUCUUUCUUUGGGAGCUACAGAAAUGCCCUGAAAAUUGAACCUGGUGAACCCAUCACUUUUUGUGAAGAAACGUUUGUGUCCCAUCGUUCUACUGUCAUGAGGCAGUUCCUUCAGAAUGCCAUUCAGCUCCAACUCUUUAAGCAGUUCAUUGAUGGCCGUCUGGAUCUUCUUAACUCUGGUGAGGGCUUCAGUGAUGUUUUUGAAGAGGAGAUAAAUAUGGGAGAAUAUGCAGGUAGUGACAAAUUAUACCACCAGUGGCUCUCUACAGUAAGGAAAGGAAGUGGAGCCAUUUUAAAUACAGUGAAGACCAAAGCCAACCCUGCCAUGAAGACUGUCUAUAAGUUUGCAAAAGAUCAUGCGAAAAUGGGAAUAAAAGAAGUGAAAAACCGCUUGAAGCAAAAGGACAUUGCUGAGAAUGGGUGUUCUGCGACACCAGAGGAAUCCCUACCAAGAACAGCACCUUCACCAUUGGUUGAGAAGAAGGACCCUAAAUUAAGAGAAGACCGAAGGCCAAUCACAGUACAUUUUGGUCAGCAGCAAAGACUCCGUCCGCCUCGGCCACCGCCUCCAAAGAUACAGCGUUCGUCUAGGCCCGUUCGCCCACCAAGACCUCAUGUUGUUAAGAGACCUAAGAGUAAUAUUGCUGUGGAAGGACGAAGGACUUCAGUCUCCAGUCCAGAACACCUUGUAAAGCCCAUGCGACACUAUACAGUCUUCCUCUCUGAGGACUCUUCUGAUGAUGAAUUUCAGCAGGAAGAGGAUCCUGUCUCUGGCUUCUCUGAAAACUUUUUCUUCUCUGCUCCCUUUGAAUGGCCUCAGCCGUAUCGGGCCCUGAAAGAAUCCGACAGUGCUGAUGGGGAAGAGGCGCUCAGCCCAGAAAAGUCCAAAGAGCCUCUGCCUCCAAGCCCUCUCCUCUCAAGCAAGGCCACCGAAAUCAACCUCCUUGAAGACAUCUUCCCAAACUUAGAAGUAGAAACACAGCCUCAGCCUCUCAGCCAAGCCAAGAGCCUGGAAGACCUGCGGACUCCCAAAGAAGAGGGGGAUCAGCGAUGCACAUUCGAUUACCAGAGAAUGGAUCUUGGUGUGUCAGAGAGGAACAGGAUUGUGCCACCCAUGAAGCUGUCUCACCCUUACAACAAGCUCUGGAGUAUGGGUCAUGAUGACAUGGCUAUUCCGACCAAGUAUUCCCAAAGCUCACCGGAAAGGCCCUUGACUGCGCUUGGUAACAUGCCACCCAUCACAAGGAGACCCCGGAGCAAAGACAGCAUCCUGGCUCCUGCAGAAAAGGAUGAAUCAAAUGCUGCCAUUCAAGGGAACAUUACCAUUCCUAGGCCACAGGGAAGAAAGACUCCUGAACUGGGGAUAGUGCCACCACCACCAGCACCCAGGGCUUCCAAGCAUCAGACUCCAGCUGGGCCAGCAGAAAUUCUCACCCCAGGACGUAGCCAUUUGGUUUCAGAUCUUAUCCCAGAGCCCUUUGGAGCUGGUAGCAUGUCCUUAGACCCCGAAAUCCAGCAGUCGGUAAAUUACUCCUCUCGUCCAUCUCAGCUUUUGUCCAGUGCUACUGGCACCGCUGAGAUGCUCCAGCCUGUCAAGGUGCAGACAGAAAACACAGGUAACGAAAGCGACUACCUUCUUAAUCUGCUGGAUCCAUUAAAAACAGCCAGCUGGCAAAGCAGUGGCCCACAGCAAGGUCCCCGCAGCCUGCAGAGCUCAGCUGCUUCACCUUCUGCAGCUGGCUUUGCCUCGGUGGCAAGUGACUUUGUGCCAACUCCAGCUGCACCAUUUGUCCAGCCACUUGGUUAUCCUUCCCCAGCACCUCCUCCUUUUUUACAGCCAUCUCCUAACCCAUUCACACAAACAAUGCCAGGAGCCCUUUCAGUGUCUCUAGUUAGGCCCCCGAGGGGCUCUUUUACCCCCUCUUUAGGUCACGCCUAUAGCUCUAGCUUCAUAACCCCUAGUUCAAGCUUCUACCCGCCACAAAGACCUCAACCAAACAUUUCAACACUCUCCAUGCCAAACUUGUUUAGCCAGGCUCCAGCUGUGCCACUGGCGAGCUCCUUACUGCUGCAGAGCCCUUCUUCUGCAGGCUCUCUGCAGCCAGCACGUUUGAGUGGUCCUUCUAAAACCAGAACGUUACAGGUGGGCCAGGCCAGCUCAAAGGUAGAUCCCAAACAAGCGCGCUCUCUCCUGUCUAACGAACCCCCUUUGAUCCCUGCCAGGCCAGCUAAGGGCUUAGAGUCAGUGUUACUGUCCUCAAAAUCUGAGGAGACAAAAGAUCCAUUUGAAGAUUUGCUAAAAAAGACAAAGCAAGACGUGUCAUCCACACCAGGUAAGGUUGAACAGCUCAGAAAGCGAUGGGAAACCUUUGAGUAACACUCCCGAUGGCCUUUUGAUGUCCCUUUGGAACUGACAGAGGAUUUUUUGGGUUUUUUUGAGCCAGCAUAAAACCAAGCAUUUCUUUCAUGGAAGGCUGAGCCAGGAGAGCUGCAGGACCAGCACCAUGCUGCAACUCGCACAUGAAAUCUUUUAACCCAGAGUUCCCCCAUUGUCCUGCUUCCUGCAACUGCUUCCUCACUCUCCACCACUGGAAACCCCUGGGACGUGCACUGACCAAAGCAUGAAGGUAGCGGGAUUGGGUUUGGUUUUCCACACAGAGCUUUUUAGACAACACCGCUGAGGCAGAAGUUGCUCCUUCCCUUUUAUUUGCAGUCCUUAAUGUAGGCAGGAGCAUGACGUGGCACAUGGACUGGUGUGUUCUUCCCGCAGGGGGAAUGGUGGUGAGUUUUUCUUGUGUUUGUUACACAAUAACUAGAAUCUUUUGCUUUCAUGUGUAAAGAGCAGCAAAGCAACCCAGCCCUGUGGGCUGCACGGGGUGCAUCUGUUUGUUAGGCUCUGAGUUUGCCCUGUCUCGAAAUGCAGCUGUUCAUUUAGGUUACAUUAUUGGAUGAGCUUUUAUUGCAGACUUUUGAUUUCCUCCCUGCUAUACUGAGAGGUAACAGGGACUUCUCUGGUGCAGAGGUGUUGUAAGUCCUUGUUGCAACAAAACCAUGGCACAGAGCAGUUGCUCAGGGUUUGGUCCUGCAUCUCUGUUGGGAAACUGGAAACACCAGCAAUUGUUUUCAUUUUUAGGGUUUUGUUUGUUUUUGUUAAAUCCAUCAGAAAAUAGAGACCAUAAAGAGUAUCCUAGUUCUUAUAUCUGUGUAUGUUAAUAUUAUAUAUAAAUACUAUAAAUGGCAGUAUAUGAAUGGAAUGUAUCAAUAUCUUACUUGGUUAUUACAAACAAAAAAGAGAAAAAACUUGGGGUAUGAAAGUUCCCAGCUCAUGUUAGAGGCCAGUGUGUGGACAUGCUGGGAGCGAGGUACAGGAAUACCGGCGCCUGCCUUGGAAGCAGGGGUUGGACCGGGCCUGCGCCCGGCUCCAUCGGCCUGUCCUGCAGUGCUGAGACCCGUUUGCGGGUACAAGGAGACAGUGACUGGAUGAGGAAAUGGACUGUGAGGCCAUGAAGGCCAGCCGAGCCCUGGGAAGGUUAACGGGUACGUUCAUCGGGAUUUCUGAGACGCUUCCCUGUGGCAAUACUAUUCUCAAGAAAUAAUCACCUUCAUCUUGGCAUCCCUUCUCAAACCUGCUGUCUCUGCAGUGAUCAUUUCUGGGUUACUUCCGUGGUGCUGCUUCAUUUUGUUUUGUAUUUGGGCACAAUCUGCUGUAAACCAUGUUACUCUAGAAGAGGUAAUCACAUCACCAUAAGCCUUUGGUAAAGGAAACCAUUUUGGACACACGGGGAAAUUCUUGUAAAGCUUUAUCUGAUUUCCAAUGUAUCUAUUUUAGUCACAUAAUCUUGGAAGUUUUCUUACUCAGUGUAUGAAGGUGGCUGUCUCUGCGGUCGAGUCUGACAUGCCAAUAGUGUGGGGGAGACUGUAGUCUUACAUUAAUACUACAUUUCUGUACAGUACUGUUCCUCUGACGAGCCACUCGGUUGGGUUUGUAUUUUCCUUUUGUGUUGGAAGACGGUUUUAGUAUUGCAUAGUAAAAUAUUAAAAGUCUCAGCUAAUAGUUCCACUUUAUUUUAUACAGUUCAGACUAUGAAUGUUAUCUGUAAAUUCAGGCUGGAAUUUCAGAUCUCCUUUGCUAUGAACCAGAUGAUAAAACUGUCUUGAUUGUGGUGUGUAUGUGCAGGCACCGGGAGGUUCUGCACAGGAUGUGCCACUGGAAUUUCACAUUGGUUUUAAUUAAUAUUUGUAAUGUCACACAGAGAUGAUAAACUGAGGAGGCCUCACACAUGCUCAGGUAAUUCUGUAUCACUGCAUAUCAUUGCCCAUCUCUGGUCAUUUUACUCUGCCCAUAUUAUAGAAUAUUUUAUGCAGUGGGUUUUUAGACGAACAAGCACAUUUGGGUUUAGCUUUUGAGUCAGUUUGAGGCACCGAAAAGCAUUAACACUUCAAUAAAUGCAUUAAUCACCCUUCACUUAGUCUUGAGGGGCAGGGGAAGGUUGGACACCCCUCGAGAUCAGGAGGACAAGGCAGCUCCUAGAGCUCGUGACCUCCCUCCCUUGGGAACAGAUUUUGCAGGGGGCUGGUUUCUGUGUUUUUGGUAAUAAAGGAACCAAAUGUCCCUCAGGCAGAAUUUAGUGUUUUAUUAAAACUCAGGAAUUCCAAACAUGAUUCAUUCCGGCUGGAACCCAAAUGUGCUUGUCUGGGGAUGGAAAACUUUGCUUUUUCUGAUGUAGAAGUAUUUUUGGUGGUUUUACCCAUCAAGAUAAGUGUUCCUGAUAUUAUUCAUCAGUGACUUUAUAUCAGUUUUGUACAUUUCUCCUGUAUUCACCACACCUGGGUGGUAAAGCUUUGCUUGGUUACAGCAAACCCUUAGCGUUCUGACACAGCUGCUGCUGUACUGAAGGUACAACCAGUUUUAUAUCCUGUUCACUCACAAGGUUAGAAACAUUUUAGACACAGGCAUUGGAAGCUGUGGAGACAUGGGAACGUUGUUGCUGAAGACCCCUCAUUACCUUAUGUGUAUGUUACAAGAGGUUUGUGAUUCCCCUGCACGUACUAGGGGCUAUUUUUUAAUAACCUGCAGUUAGAAUCUAACAUCCAGGUUUGGAAAUUGGGGUUUUUUCCACUUUAUUUCUAAUUGUUGGAGGUUAACAGCUGGAUGGAUUUAAAAGGGGAAGCAGUGCAGACAGGAGCUGCUGCAGUCGCCUCCUGUCCUUUGGGAAUGGCUGCGUUCCCCCGCACAGGUCAGAAUCAGCCAUCGAAUUACUCUUAAAAGAAGCAACCACUCACAGUCGGGGGAACUGGGUCUAUUUUUAACCAAAUUUUAUUGUAAAUUUCUUUGAAGGACAUUCUAAUUUUUUUACAAAUUAUAAAAUUUACAAUUACAAAAGAAAUCAGGAGCUGGAACUACAGCAAAUGCAGUUCUGUGAAAAAAUAUAUUCCAAAAUUAAAUAUCAAAAGGAAGUUAAGUUCAUUACUGAAAAAAACCAAACUUUCAUAGAUUAUUUUGCAGAAAUGCUCAAGACACUGACAAAGUAUUUUAACUUUUCUAGUACUGGCUUUGGGUGCUCAACGUGGACACGGCUGCUCUGUAAUCCUGGGAAGCGCCGGAGCAGGAUGAACCCUUCCUGCUGCCGGCCUGGAGCCGCAGACAGCUCCCUGCCUGCCAUUACCUGGGUUUAGCUCUUUACUGCGGUGGGGUUUGUAGCUGCUUGUUGCCUUUCAGGCUAUUUCAGUAGCUUACUUACAGUUCUUAAUAACACAAAUCUGGUUUUCUUCCCAAAGUGAUACCGGCUGGAGUAAUACCUGUUUAUUUAGAUCCCGUUGCUGCCUUUGUUUUUCCACAAUUUAAAUGGAAAAACUGGAGUGGAGCUGGAAGGUGAAUCAGGUUGGAGGCUGCAGAACCCAGAGCUGAGGUGAAGCUUCUGUGGUUGAUUACAAAUUGGGAUCGGAUGAAGAAAACCUCACCUACCAUUGCAGUGCAGCAAGGGCUGCCCAGCUGGGCUCAGUCCCGGCACUCCAGGGACAAUGCCACCCUUCCAUAGGGACAGGUUUGGGUCAGGGUGGAUUUUUGUACCUCCAGAGCCAGUACAGGGCCUGCUCCCCUGGAAAAGUGAUGCCUCCUUCAACUUGUUCAUCCUCUGGUUGCACAGAUGCUGCUGAGCAAAGGAGCAUCACCUUUUUCCUAAGGCUGCAGCCGAACUGGUUCCAGGCAGCGUGUGAGUGACAGGGCACUGCCUCUACUCCCCAGCUGUGAGAGACCUUCCUAAAGAGCAUCUGUAAACUACACACAGCAAUGAAUUCCUAAGAAAAGUAACAGCAGUGUUAUUACUAAUAAAUUAAUAAAAACGAA
Messenger RNA from Strigops habroptila (Kakapo), 7426 nucleotides. It is a transcript of the gene DENND1A, whose product is annotated as DENN domain containing 1A. The transcript is spliced from 24 exons. The record is from RefSeq and is a predicted model, not a curated record. Gene Ontology annotation, molecular function: phosphatidylinositol phosphate binding; guanyl-nucleotide exchange factor activity. Gene Ontology annotation, biological process: endocytic recycling; endocytosis. Gene Ontology annotation, cellular component: cytosol; clathrin-coated vesicle. The coding region runs from base 131 to 3457 and encodes 1108 amino acids. Lineage: Eukaryota; Metazoa; Chordata; Aves; Psittaciformes; Psittacidae.